GGAGCCCUCAGACAAAACAUACCAGCCACAAGGGUUUUACACUGCCUCCUAAGAUCCAUAUAUAAACCAGCUCACUAGAGCACAGAGAUAUAUAGAAGAAUCAAGGGAAGAGUGACAUUUUACUUCCGUGGACUUGGAGUCUUCAGAGUUAACAGGUUUGUUUUGCUGAGAUCUGAGGACACUUGUUGGAGAAACAUUUCUGAACUUGGCACCACACAGCACAGCCUUUUGAAAAAAUGGCACAAAGACAGAACUCCGACAAAGACCCGACUGUUGAACUCUUCAUAAAGGCUGGCCACGAUGGACAGAACAUGGGCAACUGCCCCUUCUGCCAGAGGCUCUUCAUGGUCCUGUGGCUAAAAGGAGUCAAGUUCACCGUGACAACCGUCGACAUGAGGAAGAAACCAGCAGAGCUGAAGGAUUUGGCACCUGGGACCAAUCCUCCGUUCCUCCUGUACAACGGCACCCUCAAGACAGACUUCAUCAAGAUCGAGGAGUUUCUGGAACAGACAUUGGCCCCUCCCAGGUAUCCACACCUUAGCCCACUCAACAAAGAGUCCUUUGACGUGGGCGCUGACAUUUUCGCGAAGUUCUCCGCUUUCAUCAAGAACAGCCCAGCCAACAGUACUUUCCAUGAGAAGGCGCUGCUGCGGGAGUUCAAGCGCCUGGAUCUCUACCUGAACUCCCCCGUCCCUGAAGAGAUUAACCACAACUCCAGAGAAAACAUUCUCGUCUCCAAGAGGAAGUUCCUGGAUGGCAACCAUCUCACCCUGGCAGACUGCAACCUGCUGCCCAAGCUGCAUGUCAUCAAGAUUGCUGCCAAGAAGUACUGUGACUUUGACAUCCCGGUCCAGUUCACCGGUGUAUGGAGGUACCUGAACAAUGCCUACGAGAGGGAGGAGUUCAGUCAGACCUGCCCUGCCAACAUCGAGAUCGAGAAGGCUUACCUGGACGUAGCCAAUAAGAGGCAGUAAACCUAUAACCAAUCUUUAGCCAACAAUUACACAAUCAUUACACAACUAUUACACAACAUGUCCUCUUUUACUGUUACCAUGGAAAUUGUAACUCAUUCACAAAACAUUAAGGAAUUUUGGGAGGGGCCAGCAAUCAUUAUUGAAAUAUCUCAAGCCAACUGUUUAAAAAUCGACAUUUAUAAAUUCCUGCAGGAGGAUGCCAAUAGGCAUUCUAGAAAUCAAAGUUCACAAAGAGACCCCCUCCUGCUUAAAGUGCAUUAUGUUAAUUAGGCACUAUAGGGCAUGCGCAAGAUGAACCACAAUGCCAUAUGUUUUACAGGCAGUGUAAUAGUAAGCUGCUACAGUAACUAAGGUCUAUGUAUGAAGUCAAGUACCGACUAUUUAUUUCAUGUAAUUAUACUGGCAAAUUUCAUUAUAUGCCACACUAAAUAGGCCAAGUGUGCAAUUUGACUGUUUAUCUAAUUUAGUGAGUUUCUUUGUCCAUAGUGUAAAUAUAUAUUUCUUACAUGUUGUUUAUGACCUGCACACCCAUACCAUAAGAAUACAUGAGUGUAUUCUAAUUAUGUUAAUGUGUGAUUGAAACUAGUGAUAUAAAACCUAUUGUGCAUGGUUACCAUUACCACUCAGAAUAUUAAGCUCUCACCAACAAGAAUACAGUCAAUUAGCAUGUAAAUACAUUUUGAUAUCAGGAAAAUAUGUUUUACCAUAAUAGAGUACACCUGUUCAAACUAUGAUGUGAAAAUAAAUGUCUGACCCUUGA
Messenger RNA from Coregonus clupeaformis (lake whitefish), 1734 nucleotides. Its product is annotated as chloride intracellular channel protein 2. Lineage: Eukaryota; Metazoa; Chordata; Actinopteri; Salmoniformes; Salmonidae. Gene Ontology annotation, biological process: negative regulation of ryanodine-sensitive calcium-release channel activity; chloride transmembrane transport. Gene Ontology annotation, molecular function: chloride channel activity. The transcript has 6 exons. The coding region runs from base 237 to 974 and encodes 245 amino acids. The record is from RefSeq and is a predicted model, not a curated record.